UUCAGGCAGAUCACAUUUUUCCAGAUCCGUAGGGUAAAUAAUUCAAAUGAAUGCAAAAAGAGUAAUUAUGAGCUUUCCUGUGUGAACACACAGGAUUGUCACCUUGGUCUGUAGUUUAACAUUCUCCUCGGCAUAUUAGGCGGACACUUUAAUUCCAGGUGCCUCGGCCAUCCGGUGCAACGUUCCCUGCAAGAGGACAGAGGCAGCUUCCAUCAUGGAGAAUUUUCAGAAUUCUGGAAUCACCACAGGGAUGGAGCCGACACCCAGGGGGGCUUAUAACGUGGCACUGAUCUUGGAGAGCACCGGCUGGUUCCCCUGGGCGGAGGAGGGCCUCAGGAUACGGCCACUCGGCGUGCUCAUGGCUGUCCUCUACCUGCUGGUGUGCGUACUGGGCUUGGCGGGGAACGGGCUGGUGAUGGUGGCCAUCCUGAAGCUGGACCACAUGAGCACGGCCACUACGGUCUACAUCUUUAACCUGGCUCUGGCCGACGGGCUCUUCAUGGUGGGCCUGCCCUUCGUCUCCUUCCAGUACCUCCAGGACCGCUGGCCCUUUGGGGACCUGGCGUGCCGCCUGCUGGUCCUCCUCGAUGGCAUCAACCAGUUCACCAGUGUCUUCUGCCUGACCGUCAUGAGCGUCGACCGCUGCCUGGCCGCCGCUGACCCGGUCCGCUUCGGCCCGUGGCGCCAUCCCAGGCGGGCCAAGGUGAUCAGCCUGCUACUGUGGCCCCUGUCCCUGCUGCCGGUACUCCCCAUGGCUCUCCGCUUCUCGGCCGAGGGUGGACAGUGUGGCCCGGACCCCCACGAGACCCCCGGGUCCUGGUGGCUGGUCUUCAUCACCUGCGCCUUCGUCCUGGGCUUCGCGCUGCCCUUCAGUAUCAUUGCGGUGUCGUACAUGGUGUUGGCACUCGCUCUGAAGGCCCAUGGGGCCCCGGGCCCGGGUGGGCGGCCUCCUGAGAGGCAGGCCACCCGGAUGGUGGCGUCGGUGGCAGUAGUGUUCGCCAUCUGCUGGCUUCCCUUCUACGCUGUCAACUUCUACACCCUGCAGCACAGCGACACCGGACUGGCCUUCGAUGGCAUCUUCCGCGCUGCCGUGCUGCUGUCCUACGCGUGGAGCUGCACCAACCCCGUCCUGUACGCCUGCUUCUCCGACACCUUCAGGAGGCAUUUCUGCACCCUGCUAUGCCGCACCGGGGAACCGUCGACUUGUGACGCCAACACUGAAGCCUUCGACCUGUGCGAUGAUGCCAGACUGGCCCAGCUCAGUCCCGUGUAG
Messenger RNA from Brienomyrus brachyistius, 1273 nucleotides. Its product is annotated as somatostatin receptor type 5. The coding region runs from base 215 to 1273 and encodes 352 amino acids. The record is from RefSeq and is a predicted model, not a curated record. Gene Ontology annotation, biological process: regulation of insulin secretion; cellular response to glucocorticoid stimulus; neuropeptide signaling pathway. NCBI's taxonomy places the organism in Eukaryota, Metazoa, Chordata, Actinopteri, Osteoglossiformes, Mormyridae. Gene Ontology annotation, molecular function: somatostatin receptor activity; neuropeptide binding. Gene Ontology annotation, cellular component: membrane; neuron projection. The transcript has a single exon.